AUGCUUCUACUACCAUUUUCACACGCAAUAGGUUUGCUAGUACCACCGCUGAAAAAUAACCAACGACCUUCUUUGGACAAUCUUCAACAAUGUCUUUCAUACGAACUAGGUGCUAACGACGUGCUAUUCCUCACGAUAAAGUCAAUUGAAAAGUUGCAGUCACAAGAUUUGAAUUUGUUGAUUUUGGAUAGUGUAGGCAACAAAUUGCGAGACCAACCAAACUUGGAGAGGUUUGCUAGCCCUAUUGAACUUAUAAUCAAUCCACAGGGCGUCACUGAUGAAGGUGACAUUCCAUUAGAGUUGAAAGAUCGCGAUUUGCCUCCAUCCAAACUUGUACAUAUUUGCUUUUACAAUACGUUCAAUGAUUUGUCAUGGAGUUUCAAACCGCGAACAUAUGAAUUUGAAAUCAAUGUUAAUAUAAAGGAUGACAUUAAGACUACUGAUUACCAAGUGUACAAGCAAUUCUUUGCUUACCUUGACAAAGACCUUAAUGAGGGUGAAUUUGAUAACAAGAUGAAUAUGGUUGCCCUUGAUCUUGACAACAUCGUUGCAAAGUUGCACAACUCCGAUGAUGUUUUAAAGGAGCUUCUAAACCAUGAAUUCAAAUUGAGAGACACUAAUGAAGAAAUCUUUAGUGGAUAUACGUUUAUUAGUAUUGUGUUGUGUGCCACGAUAGGUGUGUGCGGUGCAAUACAGCUAUUGUACUACAUACUUUACCUUAGAAGGGUCGUCAAGUGA
Molecule: messenger RNA, 738 nt
Organism: Lodderomyces parapsilosis
Lineage: Eukaryota; Fungi; Ascomycota; Pichiomycetes; Serinales; Debaryomycetaceae
Product: p24 family protein
Exons: 1
Coding region: 1-738 (245 amino acids)
Source: RefSeq, a predicted model, not a curated record